Alternaria infectoria is the source of this 1668-nucleotide messenger RNA. RefSeq lists its product as uncharacterized. The transcript has a single exon. Lineage: Eukaryota; Fungi; Ascomycota; Dothideomycetes; Pleosporales; Pleosporaceae. The record is from RefSeq and is a predicted model, not a curated record. The coding region runs from base 1 to 1668 and encodes 555 amino acids.
AUGGCCUUCGAUGAAUCUUCAGCUCUGGCCUGGAUGUUCAUCGUCAAGAAUAUCAAUAUCCCAUCCUCUCCCACUGUACCGCCAGAUCAGGAUGCCGCUACCGAAUCAGAAAGACUCAAUCUAUCCUUCAUGGAUCUACCACGAGAACUCCGAGAUAUCGUAUACGAGCUCUACCUCCCGGAUACAGAAUCCACAUACGACGCAAAGGCACACAAGUUUACCAUCAUCAACCAGGAAUCUAACGACAUGUCUCUUGGAUUCACUUGUCAUACCAUCUUGGAGGAGCUACUUUGUCGCGCAUUCGAAGUCAAUCUGACUUUCCAUGCUGCUUUCGUGCACACGCCACGCGAGAGUGACGAUCAGUGGGUCGAUGACAUUGGCCACAUCCUACUUUACAAGGAGGAUGUCGUCGACAGACUGGCCCGUGGGUUUCUGACGGAGGCCGCGGAAGAAGAGAUAGCUGCAUGCUAUCCCCAGUUUCAGCCCAUACUCUCUGCCUGGCGCUCGAACCGCGAUGAAACAUGGUUCUCCAAAGGUCAUGACUGGGGAGAAGCUCCAUCGAUCUACCGCGACUUCAUCCAUCACACAUUGACUGUGCUCGCAAAGCAUCCCGAGUUCGCGCACGACGACAUAGAGUGGAUGGACAUCUUGCGGAUACCAUCAGGCGCUCAAAUACCAGCUCGCAACCUCUUGGAUCUCACCAAUCUACAGUCAAGACUUUGGACGAUCCCUCGCAACAAAGGCUCCAUGGACUCCGUGUCUAUCUCUGGAUCUCCUACGGAGAAUACCGAUUACCCCAAUACCAUUAGGUACCCAUUCUCGGCCGCAGCCAUCGCAAUACGAUUCCUCAAUUUCCUGCCCCAGGGCCUGCGGAAGCAGAUCCAACGUCUCCGCCUUGUUGAAAACCGGACUUCCAUCGCGCAUCCGGAGUGCCACAUGCGAGGCUUCAUACCAUUCUGCAUCGAUAUGCCAAAACUCCGCAUCGAACGACACGUCAGUAUCUGGAAAACUGCUUCUACUUCCCACCAUUCAUACCCUUGGCGUGACGAGAGACGAGUUUAUGUGCGAAAAGGCAGCCAGGAGCGCAAAACGAAGCCUAAACGUAACCGGAGGAUCUGGCCAAACUGGAGCCCACCUUCAUUCCACGACUGGUUCACAGCUCAUGUAUUACCAGAAGCCCAGUCCGUGACGAAAGCUAUCGCACCCUGGAUCAUAGAGGAUGACGCCUUGGAAUCGCUCGGCAUGCCGCCCGGUGCAUGCACUCUAGUAUUCAAAGGAGACACAGCUGUGUAUCCCAAGCUUGCGCACAACAUGUUCAACAACGUUAUACAACACGAUGCCGCGUGGCAGAUGGCCAUGGACUUGACGUUCAAGCCCAAAGACUCGGAAGCUUCGCAAAUAGAGUGGUUUGCAAAGCGACGCCGUCGCGGUUACUUCUACGAAAGGUUCCCAGUUCUACUUCAGCAAAUGACCGCCGGGAUAGGCCACAUCAUGUGUGACUUCGAUUUGGGCGUUGAACAAGAUGCCUGGACUGUCGCCCAAAGCAUACCACACCAGUCUUCCGUUCACUGGGAUUGGCUCUGGCGCGAUCAUCAGCUGAACACAGAUGAUACGGCGUAUGUUCUGAUGUUCAAGGUCCUGAACCCUAACCGCCCUGGGCCUCGCUGA